Messenger RNA from Trichomonas vaginalis G3, 816 nucleotides. RefSeq names its product protein ubiquitination. Lineage: Eukaryota; Parabasalia; Trichomonadida; Trichomonadidae. The transcript has a single exon. Bases 1 to 816 code for a protein of 271 amino acids. The record is from RefSeq and is a predicted model, not a curated record. Gene Ontology annotation, molecular function: protein binding.
AUGAAAUUUGCAACUUUGUCAACAAAUGACUACAUUAAUAUGCUGAAACAAGCCCAUUCUACAGUAAAUGCAAAAAUACUAUAUUUUUCCACUCGAAAUGCAAAUGUUACGACGCAAAACCUUGGAGAUGUCAUAGAACUUCUUAAAUCAGUCGGAGAAUUCAUGAAAAUGAGAAUACUUGAUGGAGCUAUUGACCUUUUAAUACAAUUGGAAAAAAGAUUGCCUACUUCAGCUAAGCAAAUCCAAAAUUCUAAUCUGAAAUCAAUUAAAGAAAACAAUGAAAAAGAGAUUCUGUCAAAAAUUCAAGAACUUAGGCACUCUGAUGAUAUUAAAUGCAUCUACAAUUUCUUUGAAGAGCUUUCAUCUCAAGGAAAUCAAAAAAUGAUUUCAGAAGCUUGCAACAGAGGACUUUCGGAAAGAGUACCUUUACAAAAAACAGUGCUUGGAAAUGAAAGAAAUAUACUUCAUAUAGCAUGCAAAAAAGGAAAUCUCAACCUUGUUAAAUCACUUAUAGAAAAUGGAUGUGAUGUAGAUACAGUGGAUGAUCAUGAAUGUUGUCCACUAAUCUAUGCCUCAAUAGGAGGCCAUCUUGAAGUUGUUCAAUAUCUUAUCUCAGUUGGAGCAGAUAAAGAUGCAAAGAAUAAAGAUGGAAAAACUCCACUCAUUUUUGCAUCAUCUAAAGGCCAUCUUGAAGUUGUUCAAUAUCUUAUCUCAGUUGGAGCAGAUAAAGAAGCAAAGGAUAAAUAUGGAAAAACUCCACUCUCAGUUGCAAAUUAUAAUGUAAGAGAUUAUCUAAAAUCUAUUGGUGCCAAGUAA